AACGUGAUACGUGAUUGGUCAAGCUUAAUAGUUGCCUUGCUGGGGCUAGACUAUGGGCUAGACACAAGACAUGCACAAGACACAAGUCUUUGCUCAGAUCAGAGCAUGCUCAGAGCUUUGCUUUUUGCUUAAACCAGAGACAACUUGGAGACAACCACUAUAAAACACCAGGCAGGUAAACUCCAAAAAAUACUAGUGAAAAUUGAGUGAAUAUAACUUCAUAUCCUGUGUCCUGUGCUCUGUGCUGUCCUGUGUCCAUAUCACAGAUCAGAAGCGCAUCACAGAUACAGAAAAUUAUUAUUUCUCUGUUUGCUGUUAUUACACCAUGCCGAAAAUUAAAAAAGUUAUUAUAGACGAGGAUAAACCUGUUUUAUUUGAUUUCCAAAAUGGCAAAAUAAAAGUUAACGAACAUAACAACAUCCAAUUAAGCAUAUUCAAGGACAAAAGCACACAAAAAAAUGUAUUGGGUGUUGCUAAUAGUAAAAUGAUAUAUUCAGGAGUAAUAGACGAAGAUAAUCUCUUUUAUAAAUUUCUGGCAAUCAGUAGGAGAGAAGGGAAAGAGCUCGAACUUAUUCAAGUGGACACUUGUACAUUAACUCCAUUAAUAAAAGAAAAAGCGAUAACGUCGUCUCCAAUUACACCACAAACUGUUGCAGAUUUAAAAAAACACUUUGGCUCUAAAAAGGCAAAAAGGUUCACCGAACAACAAGAAAGGUUAACCAUGAACUUUGAAAAUGUAAAAGAAAGUUUAGAAAACAGUAUUGCAAAUAUCAGUGUGCCAGAUAUUGCAUUUCAGCAACCUGAUGAAAACUAUAGUAUUUACAGACCAAGAAUUGAUAGAAAUGCUAGUACGAAAGAACAAGUUUAUCAAUUAUCACAUCUGAUACCCAUUGAAAUCUUAGAUACACUUGAAAAAAGAGCAAUAGAAUUAUUAGAAUCAGACAAGAUAAAAGACUUCAGUUUAACACCAACAGUUGAAAAGUCUAUUAUUACUUUAAAAUCUUCUCCUUUGGAUAAAGAAACGUUGUUGAAGAAAUGUAAAAUAUUGUUGUUUAUUCACUGUUUAAUAAGUUUUAUGAACACACCUUUGAAAAAAAUUACCAAAAAAUACAAUACAUGUGAUUUUUCAUCUGAAAUUGAUAAGCAUAUCAAGCAAAAUUAUAUGGUUAGCGGAACAAGGCCCUUGAAUAUGAAAGAUAAAUGUUUAUGCUAUAUAAUUGUACUUUAUAUGAUUGCAAUGGAUUACGAGCUUAAUUUGGAUCCAUUAUCCAAAGAUGCAAAAGUUGGGUUGAAUAAAAUUAAAGACUUCUCUAGAAAUUUAGGAUUCAGUCAGUCCAGUAAACUCAAAACCGGCAUUACUUUAAAAAUACCAGUACCACCACCAGUUUCAAUGAAUUUGAAGAGGAAACGGAAUUCACUUUAAAUAUACCUUUUUUUAAUUACCUUACCUAUUUACUGUUAAUAUAUUAUGUGUAUAUACUAUAUUAUACUGUUAUUAUACGAGAUGUAAAAA
This is a messenger RNA of Sitophilus oryzae (rice weevil), 1513 nucleotides long. RefSeq lists its product as uncharacterized. Gene Ontology annotation, cellular component: RNA polymerase I complex. The record is from RefSeq and is a predicted model, not a curated record. The transcript has 6 exons. The coding region runs from base 326 to 1423 and encodes 365 amino acids. NCBI's taxonomy places the organism in Eukaryota, Metazoa, Arthropoda, Insecta, Coleoptera, Curculionidae. Gene Ontology annotation, biological process: RNA polymerase I preinitiation complex assembly; nucleolar large rRNA transcription by RNA polymerase I; transcription elongation by RNA polymerase I. Gene Ontology annotation, molecular function: DNA binding.